Molecule: messenger RNA, 765 nt
Organism: Mucor velutinosus
Lineage: Eukaryota; Fungi; Mucoromycota; Mucoromycetes; Mucorales; Mucoraceae
Exons: 3
Coding region: 1-765 (254 amino acids)
Biological process (GO): transmembrane transport
Cellular component (GO): membrane
Molecular function (GO): transmembrane transporter activity
Source: RefSeq, a predicted model, not a curated record
AUGUUGGGCAUUAAAGAAGAAACCUCGUUGACUGACACUCAGUUUGGUUGGCUAGGCUCUAUAUUCUUUAUAGGGUACCUGAUAUUCCAGGUGCCAACAGCAUAUCUUAUUCAAAAGUUUUCGGUUGGAAAAUACCUAGGUGUAAUAAUGGCGUCCUGGGGCAUCGUCCUAGGUCUGACCGCUAUUUCAAGAAACUUUACUCAUUUGAUGGUGUUCAGAUUUCUUCUGGGUAUAUUUGAAGCCGGCGUAUUUCCUGCAGCAAAUAUUUUGAUCAGUCGUUUAUAUCGCCGCAACGAGCAAUUCACUCGCAUAGCUGCGUUCUAUAUUGUCAGUGGCCUCUCUAUGUCUACUGGAGGAAUACUCUCUUACGUUAUUGGCCACAUGGACAGUAUUUGGAGUCUCAGUGCGUGGAAAUGGAUGAUGAUCAUUCUCGGUAGCGUAACGGUCUUGGUCGGUAUUCUCUGCUUUUUCAUCUUGAAAGAUGAUGCGAAAUCAAUUGUGAACUCACCUAGCGAAGAGGCUAUCAUCGAUCUUCGAAUAAAAGAUAAUUCAGUCAUUGUUACAAGAAAAUUCAAGAUAUCUCAAAUAACUGAGGCUUUGACAGAGUACAGAUACUAUUGUUAUAUGGGCUUUUCUUUCUUAGUGUCUCUGCAGAAUGGCGCUUUAUUAGUAUUCAGCUCCAUCAUUACUAAAGGAUUUGGCUUUUCUGUAAGUUUGAAGGAAUUGGCACAAGUCUAUGAAUACAAACAAACCAAACUUGACUAG